Perca fluviatilis (European perch) is the source of this 1736-nucleotide messenger RNA. RefSeq names its product cyclin-dependent kinase 19 (gene cdk19). The transcript has 13 exons. Gene Ontology annotation, biological process: protein phosphorylation. Lineage: Eukaryota; Metazoa; Chordata; Actinopteri; Perciformes; Percidae. Gene Ontology annotation, cellular component: mediator complex; nucleus; cytosol. Gene Ontology annotation, molecular function: ATP binding; cyclin-dependent protein serine/threonine kinase activity; RNA polymerase II CTD heptapeptide repeat kinase activity. The record is from RefSeq and is a predicted model, not a curated record. The coding region runs from base 132 to 1613 and encodes 493 amino acids.
CAUUAAGCGGAGCAGACCAAAAUCCCAAACAAGGAAAUGGUGGGGGAAUAAAACGACCAGAAUAUUUAAUUAAUGCAUGUAAUAAUUAAAUUUUUAUUUUAUUGUAAAUUAAGACGUAUUUAUGGGUUGAAAUGGAUUACGACUUCAAAACAAAGCUGGCGGCCGAGAGAGAGAGAGUAGAAGAUCUGUUCGAAUAUGAAGGUUGCAAAGUGGGUCGAGGCACCUACGGGCACGUUUAUAAAGCUAAACGCAAAGACGGGAAAGAUGAGAAGGAGUAUGCACUGAAACAAAUAGAAGGCACUGGAAUAUCGAUGUCUGCCUGUAGGGAAAUCGCUCUGCUACGAGAACUGAAACACCCGAAUGUGAUUGCCCUGCAGAAAGUGUUCCUGUCCCACAGUGACAGAAAGGUGUGGCUCCUUUUCGACUAUGCCGAACAUGACCUUUGGCACAUCAUCAAGUUCCACCGCGCCUCUAAGGCCAACAAGAAGCCCAUGCAGCUGCCCCGAGGGAUGGUGAAGUCUCUUCUGUAUCAGAUUCUGGAUGGGAUCCAUUACCUCCAUGCCAACUGGGUGCUCCACAGGGAUCUGAAACCAGCCAACAUCCUGGUGAUGGGAGAAGGUCCUGAACGAGGACGAGUUAAAAUCGCUGACAUGGGUUUCGCCAGACUCUUCAACUCCCCCCUCAAGCCGCUGGCAGACCUCGACCCUGUGGUGGUCACCUUCUGGUACAGGGCCCCUGAGCUGCUGCUGGGGGCCCGGCACUACACCAAAGCUAUCGAUAUCUGGGCAAUUGGCUGCAUCUUUGCGGAGCUGCUAACGUCCGAGCCCAUCUUCCACUGUCGCCAGGAAGACAUCAAAACCAGUAACCCUUUCCAUCAUGACCAGCUGGACAGGAUAUUCAGCGUCAUGGGUUUCCCCGCAGAUAAGGACUGGGAAGACAUUAGGAAGAUGCCAGAGUAUCCAACACUGCAGAAAGACUUCAGGAGGACAACGUAUGCAAACAGCAGCUUAAUCAAAUACAUGGAGAAGCAUAAAGUGAAACCAGACAGCAAAGUGUUUCUGUUGCUCCAGAAACUCCUCACCAUGGACCCCACCAAAAGAAUCACAUCAGAGCAGGCGCUGCAGGACCCCUACUUCCUGGAGGAGCCGUUGCCAACCACCGAUGUGUUUGCUGGGUGUCAGAUCCCCUACCCAAAACGAGAGUUUCUAAAUGAAGACGAGCCAGAGGAGAAAACCGAAAAGAACCAGACCCAGCAGCACCAGCAGACCACAGGUCAGACUCAGGCCCAGAACCAGCAGCAGACUGCAGCCCAGCAGGCUCCGUCCCAGCAGAACUUGACCCAAACCAACGGCACUGCGGGAGCCGCGGGGGCCACCGCCGGCGGGGGUUUACAACACGGCCAGGACCAGGGGCCCCCCAACAAGAAACCUCGGAUCGGGCCCUCUGGGGCCUCCUCAGGCACUGGUCUGCUACAGUCAGAGUACCAGCACUCCGGCUCCCGCCUUGGUUACCAAAGCACCGUCCAAGGUUCCGCUCAGCCCCAGAGCACCAUGGGAUACUCGUCGUCAUCCCAGCAGAGCUCCCAGUACUCCCACCAGACCCACCGCUAUUGAGGCUGAACCAGCAGAUGAGUGGCCUCCUCCUCCGAUCUGCGUGCCAUGGCAUCGCUCCCACAUCCUGGUUGGACCUUUCUCCGUGCAUUACGUCAUUCCAACGCAACCACCACCCCCCCCCCC